Molecule: messenger RNA, 3970 nt
Organism: Microtus ochrogaster (prairie vole)
Lineage: Eukaryota; Metazoa; Chordata; Mammalia; Rodentia; Cricetidae
Biological process (GO): regulation of DNA-templated transcription
Source: RefSeq, a predicted model, not a curated record
UCAAAAAACCAAAAAAAAAAAAAAAAAGAAAAAAAAAGAAAGGAAAAAAGAAAUAACACUCUGAGGGGAAAUUAUUGCCUAUCAAGGUGGCCAUAAUUUCAGUGUCCUGGGGCAUGUCGGUGGCUGGGAAGCAGUCCUGUGGCCAAUCUUUGGAGGUCACUGAAAGGCAUUGGUCUGAGUGGCUGCAUCAGGAAAGACAUGCAUCAUCAGCCAGAGGGCUGUUGGUACCUGUAUAUGACAAGCUGAUGGAGCAGUCACUGACCUCAAGGCCAUCCUGGAGUAUACAGUGAGUUCUCUGUCAGCCUGUGCUGCACAAUAGCACACUGGCUCAAAUAAAACAAAAUAAAAUGGGGCAAAAUUAAAAGAAGGAAAGGUUAGGCUUUCAAAAUAGAGGUCCUGGUCUCUGUAUAUGCCUAUACAUUCUUUGCUCUAGGAGGGAAUUGUGGGCAUAAACUACAGAGAUAUAUCAGAGGAGAACAGGCUGUGCGGUGCAUCACUAAGUUUGAAUAGUGUCUAGAAACAAGAAAACACGAACUGGGGCACUGUGCCAUUUUGUUUAAGUCAGAUAUAUACUGAUCCCCUUCUCUUCUAUUUGAUGACCUUGGGUCAUAUUAAGGAAUAUAGCACAGCUUCAUUUGCCUCCUCUUAAAACACCAAGUGUAGGAGUGCCUCUGGCGUACAGCUGGAAGAGGGUUUGGGAAAUAAGCUGAUAACUAGCUGAUAUUUCUUCAUCUUGUGAACUGCCCAGCUGAAGAGCUUCAUCCUGCAUCAAAUUCCCACUGUCAGUGGCAACACCUCAUCUUUGCUUUACAUCACCUUCCUUAAUACCUUUCUGUGGUCACAGUUAAGAGGUGAGGGGAAGAACUGGACAUUUCUGGGCUUUUUUUGCUCUGGGCAAAUGUUGGGUGAGUGAUGAUAUGGUCAUGAACUUUCCAGGGUUUUCUGGUAUCUUUCCAAACCUCUAGGUGAGGCUGAUCGCUGCACUGCAACUCUACGUGGAUCCCCCACAUGCCGAAGUAUCUUCAGAAUCCUGAGAAAAUCAGAGGCAGACCAAGAGUAGAAGCCGCAAAGAACAUGCCUACUGACACAAGUUUCUGCCAGAUGCCCCAGAGGUUAGGAGCAGAAGAGCAGAAUGGAUUGUGUGAGAGAUUGGUGUCCUUUGAGGAUGUGACUGUGGACUUCAGUCAGGAGGAGUGGCAGCACCUGGACUCCGCCCAGCGGCGCCUGUACCAGGACGUGAUGCUGGAGAUCUACAGCCACCUCUUGGCAGUGGGUGAACUGCAGCUUGACACACCACAUCACCCAGUUGUUGUGAAAGCGUCAUUUCUGAAUGAUGCACCCAGUGAAGUCCCAGGACAUGGUUCCUAUUAUACCAUUCUGGAGAGACUGUGGCAGGACAGCAGCAGUGCUGUGAAGACACAUCAGCAAAGCCAACUCCCACCCGUCAGCCCUGGUGCUUGCCGAAACCAGAAGCCACUGAACACAGACAGUGAUGGGGACUCUGGAGAAGCUGGAGAAGCUCUUCUCUCGGGACGCCACCUCGUUUCUACAAAAUGUGCACCUCCAAGGUGUUUCUCAUUUGCAAAAAGGUUGAAACCUAACCUUGAAGCAUAUAAUGAUGAUCAAAGCAAUGCCACAAAGCAGGCUAGUGACGUUAUUGGGUCUCAUCAGUUUUUAACGCAAGGCUCUUCUAAUGGUGUGUGUACAGUACCUCUUCAAAGAGAGAGAUCAUACAAUGACAGUCAGCUUGGAAACAGUCUUUCUCCCAAUCCACCACUUACAGAGCAUGGGAUUCCUUUCCAAGACAAAGCAGUUGAAUAUCCUGGAUGCGGGAAAGUCCUCACUGAUGAGUCGGCUUUCUGUCAACAACAAAUAACCAACAAUAUGGAGACAUCUUUCAUCUGUCACACGUGUGGGAAGACCUUUCUCCACAAGUCUCAAUUGGUCUCCCAUCCAGAAACUCAUAGAGAAGAGACACCUUAUGAAUGUCCUGACUGUGCAAAAUCCCUGAGGGGUAUGUCCAGCCUGCACGUGCACCGUGAAGUCCACACAAAGGAGAAACGGUAUGAAUGCCACGUGUGUGGGAAGUCAUUCAGCUAUACAUCCCACCUAAAGGUGCACCUUCGAACACACACUGGUGAGAAACCCUACGCAUGUUCUGAGUGUGGGAAAGCCUUCAGCCAAAAGUCAGUCCUCACCAUCCAUCAGAGAAUCCACACGGGGGAGAAGCCUUACACGUGCAGUGACUGUGGGAAAAUGUUUGUUUGUGCAUCAGAUCUGACAAAGCAUUGUCGGUUUCACACAGGGGAGAAGCCUUACGAAUGCCCCGACUGUGGGAAAUCUUUCAGUAUUAAGUCUAACCUGCUUGCCCAUCAUCGUAUCCACACCAGUGAGGGGCCUUACAAAUGCUUUGACUGUGGGGAAUCAUUCAGGAAAAUAUCCCAACUGAAGGUACAUCAUCAGAUUCACACUGAUGGUAGAUCUUUUGUGUGUUCUGACUGUGGAAUGGCCUUCAGCCAGAAGUCAGUUCUCAUCACACAUCAGAGAAUUCACACUGGGGACAAGUGUUACCCAUGCGGUGAUUGUGGGAAGUUGUUUCUUUAUGCUUCCGAUCUGAAGAAGCACUGUCGAGUCCACACAGGGGAGAAGCCUUACAAAUGCCAUGACUGUGGGAAAUCGUACAGUGUGAAAUCACACCUCCAUGUGCACCAUCGAAUUCACACUGGUGAGAGACCUUUCAAAUGUGAUGACUGUGGAAAAUCCUUCAGAAGAAACUCUCACCUGCAAAUGCAUCAGCAGACUCACACUGGUGAGAAGCCGUACAAGUGCUCUGACUGUGGGAAGUCCUUCCGGAGAGCAUCCCACCUGAAGGUGCAUCAUCGAAUUCACACCGGGGAGAAACCUUACGUGUGUUCCGAGUGUGGGAAGGCCUUCAAUGAUAGGUCAGUUCUCAGCACACAUCAGAGAAUUCAUACUGGAGAAAAGCCCUACAUAUGCAGCGACUGUGGGAAAGCCAUGUCUUCUAAAGCCAACCUCAAAGAGCAUCAACGAAUUCACACAGGCGAGAAGCCAUAUGUGUGUGCUGAAUGUGGGCGGGCCUUCAGUGAUAAGUCUUCUUUCUAUAGACACUGUAAAAUUCACAGUAAGGAUAGACCUUUUGUCCAUAACAAAGGUGAAAAGGGCUUCCUGCAGAAUUCACAAGUGACCACCUAUGAGCAAACUCACAGUGCAGAGAAACUAUAGUGACACUCUGUCUAUGGGAAAUCUGCUAAAGGUGUAUCGUCAAGGUCAUACAUACUACCAUUACUGAAGCUGUGGGAUGCUAUUGGUGCACUAUCCACACCAUACUGGGAAGAGACAUUAUUCGUGUUGCGAAUGCAGAGAGUCCUUCAAAAUCAUGUCAUUUCAGUAGACUCAAGUGCUCAUACCAGACAGUCUUCCUCAAGACACCUGAUCAUAUAAAAGAAUUUAUUGUAGAGUCAGUUCCUCAUCCAUAGCCCUCAUCAAAAUAUUCUUGGUUUUCAUGAAAAAGUAUUUUAUCACAGACCUAAGUAGGACUAGGGAGCUAUCACACUCAGUUGGUAAAUUCUUUGUCUUCUGGAUACCAGAGGCACACACAUACAUUCCAUGGGUAACUACACACAAUAAAUAAACAACCCUAACUAUACAAGCCAUAGGUCAUAGUUUAAAAAGAGUACAGCUAUGCAUUGCUUGAUUAAACAUAUAAAUAAUUAUAUGUGAGAGAAGUAUUAAUGAACUUGUAGGAAGAAGCACAAAUGUUUCCUUGCAUGAAGAAAUGCUGAUUAAUGAUCUGAGGUAAACCUUCUAUAGGUAAUGGUACAAAGUUUCUAGACCACAGGAAAGUUUGUUGGAAAUUACAUCAAUGGUUUCUCUGUUUAUUGUGGGAUACCAUUUUUUUUUUCCAGACAGGGUCACACUAUGUACUUCAGGCUGUCCUGGAACUCACUAU